CUUUUUUAUUUUUUAUUUUUGCGGAUAUCUUUUUGUUGCUCCUGUUUUUUUUAUUUAACCCUUUUAACAUUACUACGAGAUGUCUACUGAUAAUGUACCAGAUGAGUACAUUCAUUGUUUCGACGUAAUGGACGAGAUUCUUGAGCCCGAACCUAUAGGAAUUAAAACUCUUUAGAAUGAUUUAUACGAUACAGUUGAUUUGGAAUGGCAUUAUUGGGGACAGCCAGAAAUAAACAAGAUAACGGAAACCCGACGUUAAAAAAAAUACUUAUGGAUUCAAGUACCUAUGAAGGCUUUCGUCAAGAUAUUUUUAUAAAAGGUGAAAUAGCAUAUGUUUGCCCUAGAGAAAAAAAAAGUUACCAAAUCAAAAUUAUCAUCUGUUAAAGUGUCUGCUGCAAAGAUUCGGGAAUCAUAUACUCCUUAGAAAAUACAAGAGCUACUUGACUUUAUUAUUGAAAUACGGCUUUCUAACAAGAAAAGCUGGAAUGAUGGUGGGUAUUGUUGAGAAAGAAAAAAAAAAAAAAGCUCGGCAUUAUGUGAACCUCUAUAGUGAUGAUGAAGAGAAGUGUUUGCCUAGUUUGAGAAAACCUCAAACCAAGUGGUACAUGAAGUUUGAACCGCAAUAUACCGACUCUCUCUGUGAUCUUUACGAAAAUAAACUAGAAGCUGUUCUUUGAGAAGCAAGGAAUCCCUUACUUCAAGCAUACACUGAGAUUAAAUCGAUUUCUCUUUCUGGUCUUCACAAAUAUUUAAUCCAGCACACAUCAUUAACACACACACAAAAAUAUCAUGCUCAAAGAAUAAGUGACCAUUGUUAUAGAUCAAGUUCUGGAUAUGAGCACAAGUAACAUAAUAUAAGCUAAGUUAUAUAAUACAGGAUAAACUAUAAACCUGGUGUCAUGAAUUGACUUAUAAUGUCAUGUUUCUUGAUUAAACAAGAGGAUCAAAGAAUUUUAUGUCUCUUAAUCCAUUUCAUCAAAUAAUAUCAAAAAGUUCUAACACUUCAUUAUCUAUAACAUAUCUUAUUCAGUCGUAACUAAC
Molecule: messenger RNA, 1041 nt
Organism: Cokeromyces recurvatus
Lineage: Eukaryota; Fungi; Mucoromycota; Mucoromycetes; Mucorales; Mucoraceae
Exons: 1
Coding region: 486-677 (63 amino acids)
Source: RefSeq, a predicted model, not a curated record